CUCACUACGCGCGCACACACAGCCACCAUGCUGCAGGAGCUGAACGAGCUGCUGGACGCCGCCCCGCAGCGCCCGGACACGGGUAAAUUCACACUGCUGCGAGACAGCAGAACGGAUGGCAGCUUCUUGGUGCACCACUUCCUCUCCUUCUACCUCAGAGCUGGCUGUAAGGUUUGCUUCCUGGCCCUGGUCCAGUCCUUCAGUCACUAUAACAUUGUAGCACAGAAGCUGGGGAUCAGUCUAACAGCUGCCAAGGAACAGGGGCAGCUUGUCUUUUUGGAAGGCCUCAAGUCCUGCCUUGACCUCGUGUUUGGGGAGGAGGAGCGGUCAGGACAGCCCAGUCCUCUUCAGUUUAUAAGUGGGAGCGUUUCCAACCUCAAGGACCUGUUUCACUUUGUCCAGACGUCCCUGACGCCCGCUGACAGUGACUGCUGGAAGGGCCGGGUGCUGCUGGUGGAUGACCUCAGCGUGCUGCUCAGCCUGGGUGCUGCGCCAGUGGACGUGCUGGACUUCAUCCACUACUGCAGAAUGGUGGUGUGCUCUCAGCUCAAGGUACUGCUCCCUCCGCACACAGAAGCAAAGCCUGGCUUUCUCUUUGUUCCCCUGUGCACAGUAGAAGUGCAGAAGGCUUUGUCUCUGAGGGAAGUUCAGACCUUCGCUCCAUGGCCCUUCCUGGGGAGUUGCAUGAGUUCCCGGGGUACCUUUGCAACUGGUUUCCAGGAGGUGCUGUGCAGAGCAGGGCUUUGGGGUGGAACGCACUGCUUUUUUCAAGCUGUGGCACUUCAGAGAUGUCUGCUCACAGCCGUGUUUGUGUGCAUGCAGGAGGAAACAUUUCUAAGGUGACAAGGGGCUGACGAGCUGGGGACGUAGCUGAAGGUCUGCUCGGCUCCUGGGGUGGAGGGGACGUGGCUCUCUGCUUCCAGCAGUUUUGCACCAGCUGCUUUCUGAGGGCAUGUGACGAUGUGGCAAUUGUACAACAAUCUCCCUGGCGAUGCGCUCGUCCUGGAAGCAUCACAGCCAAAAAUCAUUAAUCACAUCCAUCCUUUGCUGUUUACACUGCAGCAUCCACCACCUCAGCCACUUCUCUCUUUGCUUGAGUGAGAAAUAAAGUAGAUGGUGUCAAGUUUUGUUACCCUGCACUUCACAUGUUGCUGGGGUGUUUGAGCUGUAAAUGCUGACAGGGGAUGUUCUGCUUGCUGGGAAUACUUACCAUCAAAGCAGCUGGAAAAAAGGAAAAAAAAGGUAAAUUUUGCUAACAGGUUUCUAUUUCUGUCCAAGCUGUUCUGAAGCUUUAAAAUACAUUUUACUUGUUUGAGAAUUGGAUGUUAUUUUAAGUCCACAGUGAGCUGCCUGUGCUGAGGCAGAGGCUCCUGGGAUAUGGUUAAUGGUGGUGGUGUUGCACUGGGGAGCUCUUCAGGAGCUGAGAAGGUUUGGAAGCACAGCUCUGGCUGCAGCCGCUCAGCUGUGUCUUUAUUUAGCUGUUCUGAAUUCAUCCAGAGAGCUGCUGUUUGCACGGCCUGACAGACAGGUUUAGCUAGAUAGCUUGUAACAAAGGCUGCAUGUAUUUUUAGUCUAGAUACCUCUGCAGAUACUACAGAUGUGUGUGUUUGUGUGUAUACAGAUCUGUACACAUACACACACCAAGCUAUUUCAGAGAUGUGUGUAUGUCUUCAAGAAGGCCUGGUGCAAGGUGCUGCCCUUGGGUCAGGGCAGUCCCAGAUAUAAGUAUGGAUGGGAGAAGAACUCAGAGCAGCUCUGUAGAGAAGGACCUGGGGGUUCUGGUGGUACAAAGGUCGACACGAGGCAGCAGUGUGCACUCACAGCCCAGAGUGCCAACAGUGUCCUGGGCUGCAUCAGCAGAGGGGUGGCAGUGGGCAGGGAGGGGAUUGGCCUCUGCUCUGCCCUUGUGGGACCCCAUCUGCGUGCAGAGCUGGGACCCCAACCCAGAAAGAUGCAGAGCUGUUGGAGAGGGUCCAAAGGAGGCCACGAGGAUGCUCAGAGAAUGAGCAUCUCCCCUAUAAAGACAGGCUGGGGGCAUUCAGCAUGGGGAAGAGCAGGCUCAAGGGAGGACCUCACUGCGGCCUUCCAGUGCUUAAAGGGAGCUUAUGAACAGAAGAGAGAGAGACUUUUUACAUGGGCAGAUAGGGAUAAGAAAGGGGAAAUGGCUUUAAACUAA
Lagopus leucura (white-tailed ptarmigan) is the source of this 2176-nucleotide messenger RNA. It is a transcript of the gene ELP6, whose product is annotated as elongator acetyltransferase complex subunit 6. The transcript has 5 exons. Lineage: Eukaryota; Metazoa; Chordata; Aves; Galliformes; Phasianidae. Gene Ontology annotation, biological process: tRNA wobble uridine modification. Gene Ontology annotation, cellular component: elongator holoenzyme complex. Bases 28 to 843 code for a protein of 271 amino acids. The record is from RefSeq and is a predicted model, not a curated record.